Molecule: messenger RNA, 868 nt
Organism: Drosophila miranda
Lineage: Eukaryota; Metazoa; Arthropoda; Insecta; Diptera; Drosophilidae
Gene: RpL17
Product: 60S ribosomal protein L17
Exons: 3
Coding region: 109-669 (186 amino acids)
Biological process (GO): cytoplasmic translation
Cellular component (GO): cytosolic large ribosomal subunit; ribosome
Molecular function (GO): structural constituent of ribosome
Source: RefSeq, a predicted model, not a curated record
CCUGUAUAUUUCGGUAUAUUUCCGAGGGUCGGACCGUAUAUCUUAUCGAUAAACCCGCUACAAAAGUUCUUUUCCGGUUUCGUUCACCAACCAAGGAGAUAUUGAACAAUGGGCCGCUACUCCCGUGAGUCAGACAACGUCACCAAGUCGUGCAAGGCGCGCGGACCCAAUCUACGUGUGCAUUUCAAGAAUACACAUGAGACUGCUCAGGCCAUCAAGCGCAUGCCCCUGCGUCGUGCCCAGCGUUUCCUGAAGGCUGUGAUCGACCAGAAGGAGUGUGUGCCCUUCCGUCGCUUCAAUGGCGGCGUUGGACGUUGCGCCCAGGCCAAGCAGUGGAAGACCACACAGGGUCGCUGGCCCAAGAAGUCUGCGGAAUUCCUGCUGCAGUUGCUGCGCAACGCUGAGGCCAAUGCUGACUGCAAGGGACUCGAUGCCGAUCGCAUGGUUGUCCACCACAUCCAGGUGAACCGCGCCCAGUGCCUGCGUCGCCGCACAUACCGUGCCCAUGGUCGCAUCAAUCCCUACAUGUCAUCGCCGUGCCACGUUGAGGUCAUUCUUACCGAGAAGGAGGAGGUCGUCUCAAAGGCCGUCGAUGAUGAGCCCGCUAAGAAGAAGCUCUCCAAGAAGAAGCUCCAGCGCCAGAAGGAGAAGAUGUUGCGUUCUGAAUAAAAUGUGUUCUGGGCUAGCCGCCCAAGCCGGUGUCAACAAUUGAAAACAAUUUCAUCCUUUUUUUUAUUAAUAUAACUUAAUGAAAGUUAAAUGUGCGACCGUGUGUGUAUAUUAAUGUUGUGGAGGAUGUGGCCGCCGGUGCGAUAAGGAUGAUAGAUAAUACAAGGCAAGCGGUUGACUUGCUAACUUUGAAAUGUGA